Messenger RNA from Notechis scutatus (mainland tiger snake), 3272 nucleotides. NCBI's taxonomy places the organism in Eukaryota, Metazoa, Chordata, Lepidosauria, Squamata, Elapidae. The record is from RefSeq and is a predicted model, not a curated record.
GGCGAGGCGUUUGCCCUGACUGUUGACCGGGGCUGGGCAUGCAACAGGCGGGAGUACAACCUGUUUAACGCACCCCUGGGUUCCUAGGUUGCGCCGCUGGUCCCUUUCUCCCCUUGUUUUAGUGUGAAAGAAAGUGAAAAAAGGGAGGCUCCGGAGGAAAAACGCCGGAUUCCGCAGGCUGUUUGCUCGCGAGUUCGGUCUCCUGGACGAAGCGACCCAGGCAGCGUCCAGAUCCGACGCGUCAGCAAGAACGUCUGGCCAGCGCUCUCGCUGCGAAGCGAGCCUUACGCGAUUCCCGACCGCCUCUCUCCAGCGCCAGGCAAUGCCCGCCGUAGACAAACUUCGCCUAGAAGACGCUCUGCAAGAUAGUCCGCAGACCCGUUCCUUGCUGAGUGUAUUUGAAGAAGAUGCAGGAACACUCACAGAUUACACCAACCAACUGCUUCAAGCAAUGCAGCGAGUCUAUGGGGCACAGAAUGAAAUGUGCCUGGCAACACAACAGCUUUCCAAGCAUCUUCUUGCCUAUGAAAAACAGAAUUUUGCCUUGGGGAAAGGAGAUGAAGAAGUGAUAUCUACACUCCAGUCUUUCUCAAAAAUUGUGGAUGAGCUUAAUGCUUUACACACUGAACUGGCAAAACAGCUUGCAGACACAAUGGUUCUUCCUGUCAUCCAGUUUCGUGAGAAAGAUCUUACAGAAGUAAGCACUUUAAAGGAUCUCUUCAGUCUUGCAAGCAAUGAACAUGACUUCUCCAUGGCCAGAUACAGCAGGCUACCCAAAAAGAAAGAGAAUGGAAAGCUAAAGGCUGAAGUUGCCAAAGAGGUUGCCAGUGCCCGAAGGAAGCAGCAUCUGUCAUCAUUACAAUAUUACUGUGCCUUGAAUGCUUUACAGUAUCGUAAAAGAAUUGCUAUGAUGGAACCCAUGCUGGGAUAUGCACAUUCACAGAUUAAUUUUUUGAAGAAAGGAGCAGAGAUGUUUUCAAAAAAGCUAGAUGGAUUUUUAACAUCGGUUACAAAAACGGUGCAGAGCAUCCAAGAAGAAUCAGAUGCUGAAGUGGAAGUCAUGAGGGUAUCUCAGCAAGAUCUGCUUUCAGUUGGUGAAUCAGUAUAUACGCCCGAUUUUGAUGCUUCUCCUGUUAUCAACAAAAACCUCAUCCAGAAAGCAGGCUACCUAAACCUUAGAAACAAAACAGGCCUUGUGACAACCACGUGGGACAGGCUGUAUUUCUUCACUCAGGGUGGAAACUUGAUGUGUCAACCCAGGGGUGCAGUCGCCGGUGGAUUGAUUCAAGAUUUGGACAACUGUUCUGUGAUGGCCAUUGAUUGUGAAGACCGACGUUACUGCUUUCAGAUCACCACUCCAACAGGAAAACCGUAUGUGGGUCAGGAUCUGGGGAUCAAGGCAUCUGCUAGAAGAGGCAUAACUCUCCAGGCAGAAAGCAAAAAGGAAUAUGAGGAGUGGAUAAGUGCAAUCAACAACAUUUCACGACAGAUCUAUCUGACUGACAACCCAGAAGCAGUUGCCAUUAGGUUGAAUCAGACAGCACUGCAAGCUGUGACUCCAAUCACGAGCUUUGAAACGAAGCAGGGUAGUCAUUCCUCCAGCCAGGAUGGGAAGUGCAUGGAUAUUCUGAAUGACCAGACAGUUCCUGAGGAGUCUGCUGAAGCUCUCGUCCCCACUGAGUUAAUUGCACCUGGAACUCCCAUUCAGUUUGACAUUGUGCUUCCUGCAACAGAGUUCCUAGAUCAGCACAGGGGUGGAAGACGUACCAAUCCUUUUGGAGAAUCUGAAGAUGGCGAGAAAGAGGAUGAAGCAGAUUCACUCCUGCAGCACAUGUUUGUAGUUCGGUUUUUAGGCUCUAUGGCUGUCAGAUCUGACCACACAGUGGAAGUGAUCUAUGAAGCAAUGCGGCAGGUGUUGGCAGCUCGGGCUAUUCAUAAUAUUUUCCGUACAACUGAAUCACAUCUCUUGGUCACCAGCAAUGACCUGAAAUUGAUAGAUCCUCAAACACAAGUUACAAGAUCAAAUUUUGAACUAGCCAAUGUGACACAGUUUGCUGCUCACAAGGAAAACAAGAGGCUGUUUGGGUUUGUGGUUUGUGUCUCUGAAUUGUCAGGUGAAGACGGCAUGAGUGCUUAUGUGUUUGAGAGUAACACUGAAGGUGAAAAGAUUUGCUAUGCAAUAAACCUGGGGAAGGAAAUCAUUGAAGCUCGAAAGGAUCCAAAAGCUCUAGCUCAAUUAAUAUCAUCUAUGCCUCUUACUAACGAUGGAAAAUUCAAGUUACUGAAUGAGCGAUCAGAAGAAGACAAUGCUGUACAUGGAGAAGGACAGGAGUCAGAAGCAUAACAUCAUUUCUCUCAGUGGAGAUGAUGGUGCCCAUAAGAGAGUAUGCCUUGUGCUCUCAGCUGUGGUCCAACAUGGGUGGGCUAGAGGAAACACCAAGAGAUGAGAACUUGAUCCAAAUAUUUGGUAUAGAAACUGACAGACUUUUUAAAAUUCUUCCUCAAUACCAAGCCACCAUGAAUACUGAUGGGAGGACCACAAAGUCAUCACUAACACCAGCAAAGUUUUAAUUCUUCAUAAACAUGCAUUCACAAAAUUUAUAAAUAAAUACACACCUGUUUCACAUAAUUCUACUGGCUAUAGUAGAGAGGACGAAAUUGCACAAGCCACAAAGUUUCUGAAAGUCUGAAGUAAAAUACAGAGGCACUUCACAAAAAAACUAAUAUUUUGCAUCUUAAGCAAAAUAGGUAGAAGAAUUGAAAUGUUUGGAAUAUAAUUUAGAUAGCAGAAUUGAAGUGUUUGGAUUAUAAUCUCAGUGAUAAAUACUUUAUUUGCUCCUAUUUGCAUACCUUUUAAAAAGUAAUGGGAAAGCUAUUUUAAACUAGGCUAUUUAGAAAGCCAUUCAAUAACAGUUUCUACUAAUAUUUAUUUUUAUACUUUUAUCUGAGUUAAGCUUUCAAAAUUAAGUGCCUAGUGUGUGAUAAUAUAAAACAAAUAACUCAAGCAAGUAGAAAAUAGAAGGACCAGAAAGCAAGUUAAAGCUAUUAUGAAACAAGUCAUUUACCAGGGCCGAAGAAAAGAUGAGCCAGUGAUUGUCACUGCUAUUCAAAUAAGCCUGUUGGCUAACAUUUUUGCACUGUUCUGUAUGACGAGAUAACUGCUUUCCUACUUUCAUGUGAAAGUUUACAAAUUUGAUAGAAGAGGGACUCCAUUCCUCAGACAAAAACAAUUACUUCAAAGCUAGAUAUAAGCAAUACCAGAAGCAUUUUCA